Molecule: messenger RNA, 1551 nt
Organism: Tremella mesenterica DSM 1558
Lineage: Eukaryota; Fungi; Basidiomycota; Tremellomycetes; Tremellales; Tremellaceae
Exons: 13
Coding region: 147-1466 (439 amino acids)
Biological process (GO): peptidyl-arginine methylation
Molecular function (GO): protein-arginine N-methyltransferase activity
Source: RefSeq, a predicted model, not a curated record
UCAGAUCGCACCUCGGUCCUUCUCCAUAUACACUUGAUUUCCAAGUCGGUUAGUCAAAAAUUAGAGAGUGGAGAGUAGGGCUGUGACAAAAAUCAGACCCCUCAACGCCCUCAGUCCUAUUUGCCUCACCUGGACGGCGUGGCAUCAUGAAUCAAGAUGAUCCCGACAGCAAUAUGGACGACGAAAUCAUCGUCAAAACUCCUGCCAAAAAAUCAGUACCGAUAAAAGAUCCAGAUUAUUACUUUCAUUUUUACUCUUCACUCCAAAACCAAGCUAAUAUGAUUGGGGAUACAUCCAGGACGGGGACUUAUAGAAAGGCUAUACUUGGGAACUCAGAGGUGGCAUUCAAAGAUAAGUUGGUAUUGGACGUUGGGGCAGGAUCUGGCAUUCUGUCGUACAUUUCUGCUCAAGCUGGAGCAAAGCAUGUCAUAGCUUUAGAAGCUUCUACCAUGGCUGAGAAGAUCUCAAUUAUAGUCAACGCUGCCAAUCGGGGAAAUUCGAAUUGGCAUUUGAAAGAUCGAAUACGUGUCGUAAAAGGUUUAGUGGAAGAUGAAACUGUACAAAAACAAGUUUUGGAAAGUGGAAAAGUGGAUACUAUCGUUUCAGAACCUAUAGGAGUUAUGCUCUUACAUGAACGUAUGGUCGAAUCAUUCUUAUUAGCUAGAGAUUUGUUCUUGAAACCUGGAGGGCAAAUGCUUCCUUCGUCUGGACAGAUAUACUUUUGUCCAUUUACCGAUGAGGCUAUAUAUCAUGAGACUGAGCAAAAGGCGCAGUUUUUCAACUCGACUUUGUUUGGUACCGAUUUCAGAGAAUUGUACAACGCAGCAAGGGAAGAAGUCUUUGCUCAACCUGUGGUUGGCAUGUUUCCACCUAAUUCACUCCUCUCUAUACCUUGCCCACCGGAGACAUUCGAUUUCUACACCUGCAAUAUAUCCGACCUGUUGAAAUUCUCUACGCCAUUGGAUUUUGUCGUUACGCGGACAGCUUUGAUCCAUGGGCUGGCAUCAUGGUUCGACCUCGACUUCUACCCUAAUCCUUCCUCUUCCAUUCCUCCUGCUGAUUCUUCCUCCACAGAAGGCUGGGAUUUCCCCGUUUCCUCAUCUCCCGCUUCUUGGCUUUGGGGUACUCAAGAUUCCGCUUUAAACCCACCUCCUACUCCCUCUGCUCCCAUCAAUGGUUUACACGUACGUUUAUCCACAGGACCUAACGCUCCAAGGACUCAUUGGCAACAAACGAGGUUGAUGUUACCUGAACCACUAGCCGUCAAUAAAGGUGAAAGGGUGAUAGGAUCCGUUAACUUCCAAGUGAACGAUUCUAGGUCUUAUGAUCUGACUGUGGAAUUAUACGUCGAUAGACCGGGUUUGACAGCACAACCUAAUCCUUUGUAUAGAAAAGCGAAUUAUAAUCUUCAUCAACAAUGUUUCAAUUAUUCUUAUAUCCCACCUGAACCCACUAUCCCAAUGUGAAUGAAAGAACGAAUUUUUUUAUGACUAGGAAUUAUUGAUUUCCUCAUCUGCAUUCUAUCUUGCCAUAUGCAUAUCUUGUGUUCAU